GUGGUUUUGUGUGGGGUGUUAGUUAUUGAGUGGCAUAUAAAUGUAUCUGGGCUUGAAGGAUAAUGCCAUGCCUGUUUUGGGAUUCAGUCAACCAACCAUCACUAUUCAUUCAUGGCCAGAGGGUAAAAAAAGAAUAAAACCAAAAAGGAAGAACAUACAACAGAAGGGAUUCGCUGGUGGUCACCCACCCAACUACUAACCUCCCGGCGUGUGGCUUAAGUACGGCUGAGCGGACGGGAAGCCCUGUUCUCCACACCCUGUGGUCGUAUGUAUCAGUCUUCUCAAGAAUGUCGCUCAAGUGCCACUAA
Molecule: messenger RNA, 308 nt
Organism: Aspergillus sclerotioniger CBS 115572
Lineage: Eukaryota; Fungi; Ascomycota; Eurotiomycetes; Eurotiales; Aspergillaceae
Source: RefSeq, a predicted model, not a curated record